AUGGAUUUAAUUUUCUGCAUCGGAAAGCGUCCUGACGCCUACGAUGAUGACUGGCAUCACGACCCCGAAGAGGAAACUGGGAGACGCGAAACAGUCCAUAUAUUAGCUGAUAACAAAGAAGAAGCACAUUUGUUGUCACCUUUACUUUCCACAGCACAGCACUUAUGCACAUCGUCACAUGAAGGGUUAGACUUUAAUGAAGUUCUCGCUUACCUCCACAUUUUUACCGCCCUUCUGCGUCCAUUCAGGAUAAUAGCCUGUCCAAGUGAUAAGACAAUCAGUAAAACGGAACGUAUUAAGAAUGACGGAAGCGCGCAAGAGAAUCGAAACUUCCCUCCCUUAACCCUAGUUCAUUUGGUCAUCCUUGUUCUCCUCCUUAGUCUUCUACCAACAGCAAACGCAUUUGGGCUUGGACAGACUCGUCAACAGCGAAAUCAAGCGCUUCAUAGACCUGCAUCUGCUCCUUUGUUCGAUCCUGAAAGGACCGUGGAUGGUGUGCCGGUAGAGGACUCCACUGUAAGGAUUCGCACAAGAGAAGUGGGUAAUCAUCCUUCCACUCCAUUACAACAAGUGGAAAACCCUGCGGCCGAUCCUUGGCUAUACGGUGUUCCCCCAGUUGACCCCAGUGUCCAACGUCCGGCUUACACUCCAGUUUUCGUUCCAAACUACAACUAUUAUACAGUCUACGGCACACCAUGGGUAUAUCCAGAGACAAGGCUAGUUGGAACCUAUAGCCCGUCCCCUGCAGUGCCUCAGUGGCCUCCACAAGCCUAUUAUCCCCGAAAUUCAGUGCAACAUCGUCGAAAGACGGGCGACAGAAGGCGAAAGGAUAAGUACAAAGGGGAAAAAUGUCCAAAGAUCUGCGAAACCUGCCUCAGAAGUUAUGAUGGGACAGAUGUCGAAGUAGACAAAGAGAGGGCUCUUCUCCAACAACGCUUUGCCCUUCACGUCAAACCCUCUAUGAAACACAAGGAAUCCGUCGAGGCAUUGUUCAAAUAUAUGGAUGGAAACAGUAAGUUCAGAUCUAGUAAUUCAGCUCAUUAA
Molecule: messenger RNA, 1044 nt
Organism: Echinococcus granulosus
Lineage: Eukaryota; Metazoa; Platyhelminthes; Cestoda; Cyclophyllidea; Taeniidae
Exons: 3
Coding region: 1-1044 (347 amino acids)
Source: RefSeq, a predicted model, not a curated record